This is a messenger RNA of Microdochium trichocladiopsis, 2571 nucleotides long. RefSeq lists its product as uncharacterized. The transcript has a single exon. Gene Ontology annotation, molecular function: phosphatidylinositol binding. Bases 1 to 2571 code for a protein of 856 amino acids. Lineage: Eukaryota; Fungi; Ascomycota; Sordariomycetes; Xylariales; Microdochiaceae. The record is from RefSeq and is a predicted model, not a curated record.
AUGGGUCAGCCCGCCCCAGCUUCGGCCCUGCCAUAUCCAGAACACUCGUGCAUGCCAUAUAUCCACAGCCAAGACGACGAUUCUGACGACACAGAGCAGCCCGUGCCCAUUAUCACGGCAACAGCCAUGGACUUGAAAUGGUUCACCUACACAAGGACGGCCCCGGCCGAGGUCGAGGGACUUGGCAUUGUGGCACACCCGCAUCCGCUGCGGUCACAUCCUUGCGAUGAUAUCAUCUCCCACUCAGAGUACUGCCGAGAGCUCGCGGACCAGGAGCGCGAGCGCAUCGAGGCCGUGCAGCGGCUCGAGAGUCAGCAGUCCCACUGGCAGGACAAGCAGCGGCUCAACUCGUGGCCCGCAGAGACAGUCCAUCUAGUCCCUGCCCCCCUGGCACCAUUUGGCGGUAUCAAAAGAGCAGACUCGGAGCUAGGCCGUCGGCACCAGCAACAAUUGACCGAUCUCGAUGAGGAGAUGGACGAGUCCUUCUCGCCUCUAGCUUACGAUGACGAUGGUGAUGAUGGUGGGUCAAUAUACGAGGAGCAGACGGGUGGCAGCGACGACGAUUCUCAGCUUGGCGGACAAGGCAUGCGGAGAAGACAGACUGUAUCCAGUUCUUCAGUUGCGCCACAAAUGGACUCGGAGGAAGAAGAGGACGAACCAGUCAUGAUCCUUGGCACAGUCCGGAGAGAAAGCAGGAGGCCGUCGAGUCUCUUGCGCCUCCAACAGGAGCAGGCGGCACUGCACCAGUACCGCCGCGACUGGUCUCCAAUAUCAACACCACCGCGCAGCCGGGCGAACACCGUCGAGAGGAAGCCAUCUCUAGUCAGGGCAGGCACCUUUGGACCUACACCGCCAGACACACCCCCACGCAUGUCCAGCGAGCCUGAACUCGACAGCUCCUCCAGUCCUCCAAGGUUCUCGACACUCAACAACGGCAGUGCCCAGCGUCAGUCCUCAAUCUUGCAGAACAAGCAGCGCUUGGCUCGGGCUGGCACUUCUUCGCCUGGGAGCCGGAGCCAACGGCAGUCAAUUUAUGAGCCCGCUCCGCCGGCGUACCAUGACGAACCCCUGCUGGCCAUUGCAGCAAGUGCCGUCCAAAGACAACAGCAGCAACAACAACUGGAGCGAUCAGAGUUCGUCACUCCGCUUUCAGCGCCCCCUCCCCCAAGACCGCCGCCUAAGCGCAAGACUUCUCGUACCUUGGCAUAUGCGCAGUUCUUCGCCGCGCCCCCAGACUAUUGGAGCGGCUCCGGGUCGAGCACGCCAGAGCGAGUUGCCACUCCACCAUUACAAAUAAGCCGGGUAACAUCUGCACCGUCCGUGACGGCCAAGCCUGCAAUAGUAAGGAAGCCGGUGCCCUACUUUCCGCCGCCCCCGACAGCCGCCUCUGCUCCGCCUACUACAACCUCUUCUUCUUCAGCCACUGCUGGCAUCUUUGGUCCCCCAAAGGUGGUGAGCCCAGGCCCGGACGGUCUUCCUAGCGCAAUGCAUACCGUCAACCCGGGUUUACUCACGGCUCCGGCAUCCUCGACCACUCCCAGCCGCAAGUUCGGCCACCGGCCGAUCUCCACUUCGGCCAACAAGUUGAAGAAGCUUCGCCUGGGAGAGAACAUAUCGAAAUGGACGACAAACAAGGUGGGCGAGCCCAUCAACACGAUUGCCAACAAGCUCGGCUCUGAAGCAUUCUGGCCAAUGACACUGGACAAGGAAUGUGACAAGGCUGCACGGAUCCUGCGUGCGUUCUGCUGUGGAGAAGAAGCAGCGUCGUCCAUCUUCAGCUUUGCCUCCGAGGGCAAAGGCAAGGAGCGUGCUGAUCUCAGCCAGCGACGGCCGUCGCACUCAGCUCCAGCCCCUAUCCAGAUUCCGCCGCAUGUCAUGGCCAGUGCCAAGGGACUGGCGAUUUUCACCACGUUCCGCGCCGGCGGCCUGCAUCUCAGUGGCGCGCGCGGGUCCGGAGUGGUCAUUGCGAGACUGCCCUCGACCGAGUCUGAUGUUGGUCGGCAAUGGUCGCCGCCCUCGGGCUUCAUCGUGCAGUCUGUGGGUGCAGGACUCCGUGGCGGCGGCGGAGCCGGAUCCGAGUUCAACGACUGCGUCUUUGUGCUCACCACUGACGCGGCAGUCGACGCCUUCACGCGGCCCAAGCUCGGUCUGGGGAGCGAGAUUGGUGUUACUCCCGGACCCGUCCUGGACGAGGACGGCAGCGCCGACGCAAGCAAGAGUAGGGGCCAUAGCCAGGCCCUAAGUCCAGCAGAGGCUGGAGGUGUGCAUGUCCGAACCAUGACGAGUGACGUUCGCAUCCGUGCAGAGGAGCCCAUCUUAAGCUACACGCGCUCGACGCGGGGAGCAUGGACAGGUGCCAAAGCGUCUGGGACCAUCGUCGCGGUAAGGGCAGACGCAAACGCCUCCUUCUACGGAAGCGCAGAGCCCCUGAGCGUGGAGAGGAUUCUGAGUGGGCAGGUGCCCGUGCCAAAGCCGACGAGAGGUCCGCUGGCCGUGGACGGGACCGUCAUGUGGGCCGAGGGAGGCUCGUCGCUGGUCAGGGCGCUGCAGGACAUUGAGGGGAGGACGUAG